Messenger RNA from Chlorocebus sabaeus (green monkey), 2463 nucleotides. It is a transcript of the gene USF1, whose product is annotated as upstream transcription factor 1. Gene Ontology annotation, molecular function: DNA-binding transcription factor activity, RNA polymerase II-specific; protein dimerization activity; RNA polymerase II cis-regulatory region sequence-specific DNA binding. The record is from RefSeq and is a predicted model, not a curated record. NCBI's taxonomy places the organism in Eukaryota, Metazoa, Chordata, Mammalia, Primates, Cercopithecidae. Gene Ontology annotation, biological process: regulation of transcription by RNA polymerase II.
GCCAAAGUCCCUGCCCCCGAGCGCGAGCGUCCCAGCCCUCCUGCGCUGUCCAGCUGCGGGCCGCAGCCGCCGGCACCGGGCGCCUGAGCUCCCUAGUCCCCGAUGUCCUUUACUGCCUCCUCCGCGGAGCAGCUGGGGCGCGGGGCUAGACUGCGGGGCUGCCGGUCACGGCGCAGGCUCCCGGGCUCGCGCCUGGCGGGCGCUCAGCUCCUUAAGCGCCUUCUGGUUGGAGAGCCUGCAGGGAGACGCCUCAUUCUCAGGCAAGGUCUAGGCGCCUGACUUCUUUCGGGAGUAGAUUUUUUUCCCUUUGUGUCCAGACUUAGCAAGGGCUCUUACUGGGCCCUUCUGGCCUGAGCGUGCACACCACAACGUCCCAUUCCAGUUUCCGUGUCACAGAUCCUAAUGCCUAGGAAAUGCUUCCGGAUGUCCAACUAAGAUUUGAAUAAGUACCCUGACCCCGUUGCUAGGUGUCCUCAGAGACUGCCCCGGCUGACAGCUGUGGCCAAUAGAGAUGACUCCUGUGCCGGGCCCUCUAUUUCAUUGCCUUCCCCUGCAGUCAGCGCGGCAAGCUUCGCAGGGCAUUUCCUCUUCAGGUUUGAAGAUGGAAAUGUAGGUGGUCCCAAAACACUAGUGUUACUUCCCCUUAUCGACUGGGAUCUCCUUGCAGCGUUACUUCCUCUGGACGGUUUCACUUUCAGUUCCCUUUUCAACAUUUUCCUCGGACGCGGUCUUUCCAAGGCUUAUCCACUGAAAAUUUUCCUUGGAUAGGAAAGGACUUAGCACUCAGGCCUGUGAAUAGGAGAUACAAAGACUUCCAAAAAAGGACCAGUUCCUCGGAUGUGCCCCCUCACAGAGAGAUGAAGGGGCAGCAGAAAACAGCUGAAACGGAAGAGGGGACAGUGCAGAUUCAGGAAGGUGCAGUGGCUACUGGGGAAGACCCAACCAGUGUGGCUAUUGCCAGCAUCCAGUCAGCUGCCACCUUCCCUGACCCCAACGUCAAGUACGUCUUCCGAACUGAGAAUGGGGGCCAGGUGAUGUACAGGGUGAUCCAGGUGUCUGAGGGGCAGCUGGAUGGCCAAACUGAGGGAACUGGUGCCAUCAGUGGCUACCCUGCCACUCAAUCCAUGACCCAGGCGGUGAUCCAGGGUGCUUUCACCAGUGAUGAUGCAGUUGACACGGAGGGGACAGCUGCUGAGACGCACUAUACUUACUUCCCCAGCACGGCAGUGGGAGAUGGGGCAGGGGGUACCACAUCGGGGAGUACAGCUGCUGUUGUUACUACCCAGGGCUCAGAGGCACUGCUGGGGCAGGCGACCCCUCCUGGCACUGGUCAAUUCUUUGUGAUGAUGUCACCACAAGAAGUACUGCAGGGAGGAAGCCAGCGCUCAAUUGCCCCUAGGACUCACCCUUAUUCCCCGAAGUCAGAAGCUCCCCGGACGACUCGGGAUGAGAAACGCAGGGCUCAACAUAAUGAAGUGGAGCGCCGCCGCCGAGACAAGAUCAACAACUGGAUCGUGCAGCUCUCCAAGAUAAUCCCAGACUGCUCCAUGGAGAGCACCAAGUCUGGCCAGAGUAAAGGUGGGAUUCUAUCCAAAGCUUGUGAUUAUAUCCAGGAGCUUCGGCAGAGUAACCACCGCUUGUCUGAAGAACUGCAGGGGCUUGACCAACUGCAGCUGGACAAUGACGUGCUUCGACAACAGGUGGAAGAUCUUAAAAACAAGAAUCUGCUGCUUCGAGCUCAGUUGCGGCACCACGGAUUAGAGGUCGUCAUCAAGAAUGACAGCAACUAACUAUGGGGAUUCAGGGGCUUUGGCCCCAAGAACUGCAGAUAGCCCAGGAGCAACAGCCUAAUCCUGUGCCCCUUUCCUUCACUGCCCACUUCUGGCAUGGGACAGGGGGAAGUUCAGAAGGUGUGUCCUUGAACUGAGGCCCUGUGAUAAUGGCAGCCUGCAGUGGUGUGAAACACACAAUGUGGAGGUGCACUGACAGCCUUGCCCACCCCCACCAUGCAACCCCUGGGCCCUUGUGCUCCUCUCGCACAAUGCAUGUGCUGCCUCCAUGCUGGAUACUGGACACACUAAACUGGGGGGCUUGUCCUGUACUUGCUUAGAGUGCCCAGCAGAGGUCUGCUGACAGGUGAUGCUCUGGCUUGCCCCAGGACUCUGGCACUUCCAUUGGUUCUUCCUUUCCCUGGAGCUGAGGUUUAGAGGUGCACCCUGUGGCUCAGGGGAACAAGCUUACACAAGAAGUGGGGGAAGGGUGUUUAGCAGUGGCUGGUGCCCAUGAAGAGGAGAUUGGCCAGCGAGAAGCUGAGGCCUAUGCAGACGUCUCUGAAGCCAGAGAGAACAACAGGCAGGGGUCCACUUGGGGCCUUCCCCCUUAUGGGGGUCUUUUUUUUUUUUUCUUUCCUUUUCCUUUUUUUUUUUUUUUUUUUUUUUUUAAGGAUAAAAUUGUUCAAAGCCA